Vigna angularis (adzuki bean) is the source of this 727-nucleotide messenger RNA. RefSeq lists its product as uncharacterized. The record is from RefSeq and is a predicted model, not a curated record. Lineage: Eukaryota; Viridiplantae; Streptophyta; Magnoliopsida; Fabales; Fabaceae. The transcript has a single exon. The coding region runs from base 95 to 442 and encodes 115 amino acids.
AAGUUAAAACCCUGAAACAUUCCCAAGACGACGACGCAUUAAAGCCACAACCAUAGCCAGAUCGACCCACACACAAACAUUUUCUUUCUCUUCUAUGGCUGUGUCUGAUGCUGUAGUGAGUAACCUAACGGUGCUGUACGUGGCGGUGAUCGCCUGCAUCAAGGCGUAUGGCUUCGUUUGCGGACGCAGCUUCGGCGGCGCCUUCGUCCUGCUCGUUUCCACUGCCACCGUCGCACUCAUUCUCGUCGCCACGCUCACCUGGGACGUCUCUCGUAAGGCCACCUACGCCUUCGCCGCCGAUCACUCUCCGCCGCCAUCCCCGCCGCAUCACGCGCACGAGCCGUGCAAGGGUGGCAUCUGUUGGCACGGCGUCGCCGUGCGCUCGCCGGCAUCGCAGGUUCGCUUCAGACUCCCGCAGAAUCUUCCUCACACAACUUUGUGAUCAGUGAAUCCCUCAUCAUCAACACACAUGCCAACAGAAAAAAAAGGGGGUUUUGCUAAUUACUUCUUCUUUUUACUUUUUCUUUUUCUUUUUUGUUGUUGUUUUUUUACCUUUUUUUUAGUUAAGUUCAUAAAUAUAUAAAUAUAUAUAUAGAGAGAGAGAAAGAGAGAGAGUGUUUUCUUUGUCUUUUUUUUUAUUACUUUCCUUUUUUACCAAAAAGACUUGUAUAUGUUGUGAUAUAUGAUGACAUAUAUAAAUAAGGGUUGGAGGGUUUAUGUGAAUAAA